This is a messenger RNA of Aureobasidium vineae, 1293 nucleotides long. Lineage: Eukaryota; Fungi; Ascomycota; Dothideomycetes; Dothideales; Saccotheciaceae. The record is from the annotation of a GenBank genome assembly.
AUGACGGGAGAGAACUUUGCUUCCAACCCGAGUUUCGCUAACGACACCUCCAAUGCCUACUUCGAACAUGCCUCUGGCAUUCGCGUGGACACUAACGCGGUUGUCAUGGAAGCAAUCCGCCGCGAGUACCCUCAACUGCAUCUGACUGUCAUUCCGGUGAAUUCAUGCAACCUUUUGGCGUUCGCUGCUUCUGGAAAGGCUGCGGCUGCUCCAAUCGAUAAGGAGAACGACCGCUUGUAUGUUCGGGACUUCGCGCCACCGGCCAGACGUCUCACCGGAGAAAAUGGUCGUCUUGUAGACAGUGUCAAGUUUGGUAAAUUCCUGAUUGACUGGGAGGGCAAAGAGUAUGUCGUCUACAUUGCCGAGGGCCGCGAUGGCCAAGGAUACUAUCCGAUAGUCCGCAAUCAGUACGUGUUGUCGUCUUCAGUCCACGCCACCGAAAAGCUUCUGCUUGAGGCCGGUCGUUUCACCAACAGCGUGGAAGGAGCGGUGCUUGUCUUCGAUCAAGGCUACUGGCAGAAGAACCACGAGUUGUGGGAGAGUAUCCAGGAAGCAGAAUGGAGCAAUGUCAUUCUUGACGAAGGCAUGAAACACGACUUGAUCAAAGAUGUCGACAACUUCUUCGAUGGCCAAGACACAUACCAAAAGCUCAAGGUGCCCUGGAAGCGCGGAGUCAUCUAUUACGGGCCUCCAGGUAAUGGCAAGACGAUCAGUAUCAAAGCUCUGAUGCAUUCGCUCUACAAACGUAAGGACCCAGUUCCUACUCUUUACGUCAAGUCACUCGGUCCUGAAUACUCACUUUCAAUGAUCUUCGGACAAGCUCGACGCUAUGCUCCGUGCUUCCUCAUAUUCGAGGAUCUCGACACUAUCAUCACUGAGCAGACGCGCUCUUACUUCCUAAACGAGGUUGAUGGCUUACGCUCGAACGAUGGCAUCUUUAUGCGCCCCUCUCGCUUCGAUCGCAAGUACCUCUUCCCGAACCCGGAUUUUGAGCAACGUGUCAUGUACGCACACUUCUGGCAAGGAAAACUAAAGGACAACAAGGACAUAGAGUUCCCAGAUAAGCUCUGUGAGGCAGUAUCGUCGAUCACAGAUGGUUUCUCCUUUGCAUAUAUGCAAGAGGCCUUUGUAGCAUCCCUGCUAGCUCUUGCACUUCGCGACAAGGAAGAAGGACAUCAUGAUGCUGACUUGGACAAGCUUCCUUUGUGGCAACAGCUCAAGAAGCAGAUCAAGAUUCUCAGAGACGAGCUUAACCAAGACCCAGGAGAGGCAUUGGCAGCACUCAAGGUCUAG